Messenger RNA from Stegodyphus dumicola, 675 nucleotides. Its product is annotated as translocon-associated protein subunit gamma. Gene Ontology annotation, cellular component: endoplasmic reticulum; membrane. Lineage: Eukaryota; Metazoa; Arthropoda; Arachnida; Araneae; Eresidae. Gene Ontology annotation, biological process: SRP-dependent cotranslational protein targeting to membrane. The record is from RefSeq and is a predicted model, not a curated record.
AGAAACUCUUGCUGUCGUGUAAAAAGUUAAGUUUUUCGGUAUCGUUCAUUUGAAGUAUAUUUAUUAAAAGUAAAAAUUAUAAUGCCAUCUGGUAAAAAGUUGACUAAGGAGGAAGAACUCCUUUUGCAAGAUUUUAGUAGAAAUGUAUCUACAAAAUCAUCUGCUUUAUUUUAUGGAAACGCAUUUAUUGUUUCGGCUAUACCGCUAUGGCUGUUUUGGAGAAUUCAUCAAAUGGAUCCUUAUCAAUCAGCAUUUCUGUUUGCUGUGGUGACACUCAUUAGCACUUGGUUAGUUGCCUUCGCAUAUAAAAAUGUGAAGUUUGUUUUGAAACAUAAAAUUGCUGUUAAAAGAGAAGAAGCUGUAUCACGCGACAUUAUGAGAACUUUGGCAGAUGAUAAAAAAAUGUCAAAGAAGGAAAAGGAUGAGCGAAUCCUGUGGAAAAAAAAUGAGGUUGCAGAUUAUGAAGCAACAACUUUUUCUAUAUUCUACAAUAAUGCUCUAUAUUUGAUGUUGAUAAUUUUGCUGUCAUUUUACUUCUUGCGUUCAUUUGCAUCCAGCAUAAAUUAUGUGGUCUCAGUUGGAGCUGCAGGAGGAUUAUUAGCUCUCUUCUCUACCAGUUCAAGUUAAAAGCAUAUUUAUUUCAUUGUUUUGUAAUAAAAUAAACGCUCAAUUUCA